AUGGCUCGUUUAUUCAUUUUUUCUAUUGGAUUAUUGUUAUUUGUAUCUUUUUGUUCAUCAACAUUAAAUGUAGAAGGUUCAUCAAAACGUUUAUUAGUAUUACUUGAUAAUUUGGGUAUACGAGAAUCACAUUCAUUCUAUUUUAAACAAUUAAAAGAUCGUGGAUUUGAAAUAACAUUUAAAUCAUCUGAUGAUAGUAAUAUUCAAAUUGUUAAAUAUGGUGAAUAUCUUUAUGAUCAUAUUAUCAUCUUUGCACCUUCUACAAAAGAAUUUGGUGGACGUUUGGAUGCUGCAAUUUUAACACAAUUUGUUGAUGCUGGUGGAAAUGUUCUUGUUGCAGGCAGUAAUGUAAUUGGUGAUGUUAUUCGUGAAUUUGCUGGUGAAUGUGGUAUUGAAUUUGCUGAUGAUAAAAGUUCGGUUAUUGAUCAUAUUAAUUUUGAUGUUAAUGAUGAUGGACAACAUACAUUAAUUGUUGCAAGUCCAAAUAAUCUUCUUUCAUCGGAAUUAAUUGUUGGACAAUCAAAGAAAAAUAGUUUACCAUUCCUUUUCCGAGGAACUGGAAUGUCAUCGGAUCCAGAUAAUCCAUUAUUACUUGAUGUUUUAACUGCUUCAUCAACAUCAUAUACAGCUAAUCCUGAAGAAAAGACAUUAUCUGAAUAUCCAGCUACAGUUGGUAAACGAACAUUAUUAAUAUCUGUUCUUCAAGCUCGUAAUAAUGCUCGUGUUGGUUUUGUUGGUUCAUUGGAUUUUUUUAGUAAUGAAUUUUUUCAAAGUUCAGUACAAUCAAAUAAUGGAAAGAAACAUGAUAAAACAGGUAAUCAAGAUUUAGCUAUAGCAUUAUCGGAUUGGUUAUUUAAACAACGUGGUGUUUUACGUGCAAGAAAUAUUCGUCAUUAUUUAAAAGAUGAUAAAUCAACACCAAGAUUUUAUACAGUUAAAAAUGAUAUUGUAUUUAGUAUACAAUUUGAUGAAUUUGUUCAUGGAAAAUGGAUGCCAUUUAAUGGAACAGAUGUUCAAUUAGAAUUUGUUCGUAUUGAUCCAUUUGUUCGUACAACAUUAAAUAAUAAAGGUGGUCAACUUGAAACACAAUUUCGUGUUCCAGAUACUUAUGGUAUCUUUAAAUUUGUUAUUGAUUAUAAUCGUAUUGGUUAUACACAUUUAUAUACAGCAACACAAGUCUCUGUUCAUCCUUUACGUCAUACAGAAUAUGAACGUUUUAUUACAUCGGCUUAUCCAUAUUAUAUUUCAUCAUUUUCAAUGAUGGUCGGUGCAUUUCUUCUUAGUUUUAUUGUACUUUAUCAUCGUGACGAUAUACCAAAGAAAAAAGCUGAAUAA
This is a messenger RNA of Rotaria sp. Silwood1, 1335 nucleotides long. NCBI's taxonomy places the organism in Eukaryota, Metazoa, Rotifera, Eurotatoria, Philodinida, Philodinidae. The record is from the annotation of a GenBank genome assembly.